UUAAUUGAUUACAGUACAAUUUUCAAGCUGUGUAGUACCUGGGACUAAUUUCAAGUUCCCUAAGUGUAAGAUAUGUUGAACAUGUGCACACUGGUCCGGGUUCCUUUAUUUGUUUGCCAAAACCUCUAGCUCUCGAACCAUUUAAUUUUUUCGUAUUCUGCCUUCGGGGAUCGAGAUAUGAAGUUCCAAGGGGCAUAAGCUAUGCAACUCUCAUUGAAGCCACACCCCUUUGGGGGUGUGGUCACAGGUGGAUAUUUAUUUUAUUGCAUUACCCCAUCAAGUGGGGUGUCAUUUGAAAGGUCUAAUCAAGCUCUAAACAACUCCGACCAUUGUUGGGACAUUAUCGGCACACCCACUGCCAGGGGGGUGUGGUCAAAAUACAAAUUUGAAAGUUUUGUUUUGAUAAUUCUGAGGAUGUAUUUUCAUAAAAUGACAAUAUUCUAUAGUUUUAUGAAGUAUUUCUACCCUCUAGCUUGAUUAACAAAGAAAAUAGGACAAAAAUUAUAAAUUUAGUUAUGCCUCCUCAGGGGGUCACCAAUUCCUAAAAUCCCCCCGCUCGUAAUUAAUUUUUUAGAGGGGUUUGGUUUACCAUAUUUCCUUCCCCUAGGACUUGGCAAGAUAUUUCGAGGCGAUUGUGUUAUUUGGAACACUCGAAAAUUUCAUACGUGACAAUAAUGGAACACUCCAGCUAUUUUGCGUAUGGCAAUUUGCAAUUACAUAAAUUCAAAUCUCUCUGCCUAUUUAUAAUGGUGGCAGCUGGUGGCAGCAGUUUUUGUAGAUUAGAUAUGGGGGAUUAAUAAUACAUUAACGGUUCAUCAGAAAAGCACAGGAAUAGACAGGAUUUUCAACUUGAAGUUUUCCCCAUUUAGCCCAAUGUUUUCAGCCAAGUUUGAGUAUACGCCACGCCUUCACCGGUGGAACAAUCCAAAUGAAACUUUCCACAAUUGAACAUCUAUGUCAAAGGUACUGAAGGGGGUACUUCGUUUUCGAAUCGGUGAGAAUAGGUUUUGGCCAAUAAAUUCAGUAUUCCGGAACAACGUGAUGUGCCAAGAAGUGAUUGUCCUGAUUUUAGCAUUAACAAUAAGGAUGACAUACGUAUGUAUGUGUAUAUAAAUAUACAUAUUGUAAUGAUAACAGAAAGGAACAAGUAAAUUUGUUGUGUAAGAAGAUAACUGAUGGGGUGAAAAACAUCAAGAACUUCAUGCAGUUGUACCGGUGUGCUGCAAUUUUGAAUAUAAUCUCAUUCACCCCCAACAAAUAUGAGACUGGGUUGUUUUGAUUCGGGCUUGGGCUUUUCCUAAAAAGCCCAAGCCCGGCUGGGCAGAAGCCCGCCCAGGCCCGGCCCAACUAAAUUUGGUUCCUCAAAAGCCCAGGCCCGCCCAAGCCCAGUUGCUGACAGGCCCACCCGCCCAAAGCCCAAUGGGCCUGGGCGGGCCCGGGCUAGCCCAGUUAAAGCCCAGGCCCGGCUCACUUCUACUGCGAAGGACACUUCCUCCGGAUUCAGCCAGGUUCAUCGCAGACAUUCGUGGACGCAAGAGAUUGGAACGACACUGCUAUGACGCGCAACAAAGACAUUAUUUUUGGCUCAAUCUGGCCAUGUUUGGAGAAAUGUGACCCUCAGAAUUGGCUCGGAAUGGAGAGGAAUCUUUCAACUAGUGUCACGCUUUAUAGCAAAUCGGGUUACGCUGGAAUCAAUCGUACAUACUCAAUAUCGGGGAUGGAGUGCAUCCCUACGCCAUCCGUGAGACAGUGGGAGUCCAUCAAAAUUUUAGGAAACGUCACAACCACGUGUGUCGAAUUACAUGAAGACGCCACGUGUGGGGGGUACUCGGUGCAGGUACGGCCUGGUUACCCAUACUUGAGUACGAUCAACUGGUGGGGCUUCCAUCGUCAGAAACAUCCUCCUGUUGACGUCAGAUCGAUCUCACUUUGCGGAAAGAAUUGCAUGAAUGACAACUCAACUUCAAUGACCCCGGGGUGGGCAAUUCUGUUAAUUUUAUUGGCAAUCUUAUUCGUCCUUGGGUUUGGGGGGUAUAUGUUUUUCAGCGGUAUCGAAAUGUACAGCUUGCCCACCCCAGUCGCCGGCUCGACACGAUCGCUCUCCACACCUGUCCCAGAAAUUCUGACCGCCCAAGGUCUGAAGGGGAUUGAUAUUUAUUCACACAAGUGACUGGAUAGUUUAUACGGAGCUCUUUUAUAUUAAAUACGUACGUUGUGUUAAUUAACAUUUAUGUAGAUAGUGCAUACAAACUAUUAUGGUUUAUUUAACUUGUGUCGAAUUAUUAUGCCUCAUUUUGUCGUCCCAUUUUCUCAUUUAUAUAUCUCGUUUUGCAUUGCAUUUAGUUGGCGUCCCUAAUGACUGACCGUGACUUAAGUACUACCGCAUGCUAACCAAACAAGUUGCGCUUUGGGUAUGGACAGCGUAAAAAAUUUGUAAUCCUUCACACAGUGGCGAAAGAACACAACUUUUGAAAAUUGAUGUGAAAUGGGGCAAAUUGUAGUACAAUUUGUACGUAUGUAGAUGAUGAUAAUGUGGAAAUAUUAUCCAUUAUACUCAGGGUUUUAAUCAAAAAGUAACGAGCCAGGGGUUUUAAUGUUUUUUUUUUGUUUUAUGGGUUUUAUUAUGUUUUAAGCAACACACUCAACAACAAAUUUUCGCAACUAUUGCAGAUGUAUGUAUAUACAUGUGUAAAUACGUAUUCUACUGACAGUUGCAAUUGUACUAUUGCUACUACAUACUAUGUAUAUAGAUACAUACAUACAUAGACACAUAUUCGUGUUUCAAUGCUUAACUGCAGAAAUGCACAAGCUAAUAAUAUCCACCAAUAUAGCGUAAUAUGUAUAUAAGUAUUUAUGCAAAAUAUAUAAAUGUGUUUGUAAUUGAGAAGUUAAACACCGUGUACAGUAUUUCUAUCUUCUAGCAGCAUGCUAGCAUUCAAUGUAGCUACAUACAUAACU
Molecule: messenger RNA, 2958 nt
Organism: Folsomia candida
Lineage: Eukaryota; Metazoa; Arthropoda; Collembola; Entomobryomorpha; Isotomidae
Exons: 2
Coding region: 1556-2170 (204 amino acids)
Source: RefSeq, a predicted model, not a curated record